CGAGCCCCGGAGCCGCCGCCGCCGCCGCCGCCGCAGCUCCGCGCUCGGGGACCCGCGCCCCUGCCGGUGCCCAUGCGGGGCCGCCGCCAGUGACGCCGGAGAGGUGUCUCCGCGCCCACUCGGGCUCCCGACGCCGCUGAGGGUGACCCACCAAGGCCGGAGCGAUGGCCGGGGCCUCGGUGAAGGUGGCGGUGCGCGUCCGCCCCUUCAAUUCCCGGGAGAUGAGCCGAGACUCCAAGUGCAUCAUCCAGAUGUCCGGGAGCACCACCACCAUCGUUAACCCCAAACAGCCCAAGGAGACACCCAAGAGCUUCAGCUUCGACUACUCCUACUGGUCACACACCUCGCCCGAGGACAUCAACUACGCGUCGCAGAAGCAGGUGUACCGCGACAUCGGCGAGGAGAUGCUGCAGCACGCCUUCGAGGGCUACAACGUGUGCAUCUUCGCCUACGGGCAGACCGGGGCCGGCAAGUCCUACACCAUGAUGGGCAAGCAGGAGAAGGACCAGCAGGGCAUCAUCCCGCAGCUCUGCGAGGACCUGUUUUCCCGUAUCAAUGACACGACCAAUGACAACAUGUCCUACUCUGUAGAGGUCAGCUACAUGGAGAUUUACUGUGAGCGAGUCCGUGACCUCCUGAACCCCAAGAACAAAGGGAACCUGCGCGUGCGAGAGCAUCCGCUGCUGGGGCCCUACGUGGAGGACCUCUCCAAGCUGGCCGUCACCUCCUACAAUGACAUCCAGGACCUCAUGGACUCAGGGAACAAGGCCAGGACCGUGGCCGCCACGAACAUGAAUGAAACCAGCAGCCGCUCCCACGCCGUCUUCAACAUCAUCUUCACCCAGAAGCGCCACGACGCGGAGACCAACAUCACCACGGAGAAGGUGAGCAAGAUCAGCCUGGUGGACCUGGCGGGCAGCGAGCGGGCUGACUCCACGGGUGCCAAGGGCACGCGUCUCAAGGAGGGCGCCAACAUCAACAAGUCCUUGACCACGCUGGGGAAGGUCAUCUCCGCCCUGGCCGAGAUGGACUCCGGGCCCAACAAGAACAAGAAAAAGAAGAAGACCGAUUUCAUUCCCUACAGAGACUCCGUGCUGACCUGGCUCCUCCGGGAAAAUCUGGGCGGGAACUCGAGGACGGCGAUGGUGGCGGCCCUGAGCCCCGCGGACAUCAACUACGACGAGACGCUGAGCACGCUGAGGUACGCCGACCGGGCCAAGCAGAUCCGCUGUAACGCCGUCAUCAACGAGGACCCCAACAACAAGCUGAUCCGUGAGCUCAAGGAUGAGGUGACCCGGCUGCGGGACCUGCUGUAUGCCCAGGGUCUCGGGGACAUCACCGACACCAACACUGUGCCCGGAGGACCCAAAUACGUGUCCGACCUUGAGAACAAUAACCGUAACCGUGGCGGGGCGGAGCUGAGUCCAGCCCCUGACAAUCUCUCCACAGUGACCAACGCCCUGGUGGGCAUGAGCCCCUCGUCCUCGCUCUCGGCCCUGUCCAGCCGCGCCGCCUCCGUGUCCAGCCUGCACGAGCGCAUCUUGUUUGCCCCGGGCAGCGAGGAGGCCAUCGAAAGGCUGAAGGAGACGGAGAAGAUCAUAGCCGAGCUCAACGAGACCUGGGAGGAGAAGCUGCGGCGGACGGAAGCCAUCCGGAUGGAGAGGGAGGCCCUGCUGGCCGAGAUGGGCGUGGCCAUGAGGGAGGAUGGCGGCACGCUGGGGGUGUUUUCUCCCAAAAAGACACCACAUCUUGUCAACCUGAACGAGGACCCCUUGAUGUCCGAGUGUCUCCUGUACUACAUCAAGGAUGGCAUCACCAGAGUGGGCCGGGAGGAUGCGGAGCGGCGGCAGGACAUCGUCCUGAGCGGGCACUUCAUCAAGGAGGAGCACUGCGUCUUCCGGAGCGAUUCCCGAGGGGGCAGUGAAGCCGUGGUGACCCUGGAGCCCUGCGAGGGCGCAGACACCUAUGUCAAUGGCAAGAAAGUCACGGAGCCUAGCAUCCUGCGGUCAGGCAACCGCAUCAUCAUGGGAAAGAGCCACGUGUUCCGGUUCAACCACCCCGAGCAGGCGAGGCAGGAGCGCGAGCGCACGCCCUGCGCAGAGACGCCCGCCGAGCCCGUGGACUGGGCCUUCGCCCAGCGUGAGCUGCUGGAGAAGCAGGGCAUUGACAUGAAGCAGGAGAUGGAGCAGAGGCUCCAGGAGCUGGAGGACCAGUACCGCCGCGAGCGAGAGGAGGCCACGUACCUGCUGGAGCAGCAGAGGCUGGACUACGAGAGCAAGCUGGAGGCCCUGCAGAAGCAGAUGGACUCCAGGUACUACCCUGAGGUGAACGAGGAGGAGGAAGAGCCGGAGGAUGAAGUCCAGUGGACGGAGAGGGAGUGUGAGCUGGCGCUCUGGGCCUUCCGGAAGUGGAAGUGGUACCAGUUCACGUCGCUGCGGGACCUGCUGUGGGGCAACGCCAUCUUCCUCAAGGAGGCCAACGCCAUUAGCGUGGAGCUCAAGAAGAAGGUCCAGUUCCAGUUUGUCCUCCUCACCGACACGCUCUACUCCCCGCUGCCGCCGGACCUGCUGCCCCCAGAGGCCGCCAAAGACCGGGAGACUCGCCCCUUCCCGCGCACCAUUGUGGCCGUGGAGGUCCAAGACCAGAAGAACGGGGCCACCCACUACUGGACGCUGGAGAAGCUCAGGCAGCGCCUGGACCUGAUGCGGGAGAUGUACGACCGGGCGGCAGAGGUGCCCUCCAGUGUCAUCGAGGACUGUGACAACGUGGUGACGGGCGGAGACCCCUUCUACGACCGCUUUCCUUGGUUCCGGCUGGUGGGCAGUUCAGUCAUCUCUGGCUGCAACAGCUACCCUCUUCUCAACACAUGCAUGAGCGAGCGCAUGGCUGCUCUCACCCCCUCCCCCACCUUCUCGAGCCCCGACUCCGACGCCACCGAGCCUGCCGAGGAGCAGAGCGUGGGGGAGGAGGAGGAGGAGGAGGAGGAGGAGGAGGAGGAGGACCUGGAGGACGACGUCUUUCCGGAGCACGCGCUGUGCGACGGCCGGGACCCGUUUUACGACCGGCCCCCCCUGUUCAGUUUAGUAGGAAGGGCCUUCGUCUACCUGAGCAACCUGCUGUACCCCGUCCCCCUGGUGCACCGCGUGGCCGUCGUCAGCGAGAAGGGAGAGGUGAAGGGCUUCCUCCGCGUGGCCGUGCAGGCCACCUCAGCUGACGAAGAGGCCCCCGACUAUGGCUCUGGCGUCCGACAGUCCGGCACGGCCAGAAUCUCCUUCGACGACCAGCAUUUUGAAAAGUUCCAGUCUGAGUCCUGCCCCGUGGUGGGGAUGUCCCGCUCGGGGACCUCCCAGGAAGAGCUGCGCAUCGUGGAGGGUCAGGGCCAGGGUGCAGACACCGGGCCCUCGGCCGACGAGGUCAACAACAACACCUGCUCAGCCGUGCCCCCGGAAGGCCUCCUCCUGGACAGCCCCGAGAAGGCCGCCCCGGACGGGCCGCUGGAUGCCGCCCUGGACCACCUGCGCCUGGGCAGCACCUUCACCUUCCGCGUGACUGUCCUACAGGCGUCCAGCAUCUCCGCCGAAUACGCCGACAUUUUCUGCCAGUUCAACUUCAUCCACCGCCAUGAUGAGGCCUUCUCCACGGAGCCCCUCAAGAACACAGGGAGGGGCCCCCCGCUCGGCUUCUACCACGUCCAGAACAUCGCAGUGGAGGUGACCAAGUCCUUCAUCGAGUACAUCAAGAGCCAGCCCAUCGUGUUCGAGGUCUUCGGCCACUACCAGCAGCACCCGUUCCCGCCCCUCUGCAAGGACGUGCUCAGCCCCCUGAGGCCCUCGCGCCGCCACUUCCCGAGGGUCAUGCCGCUGUCCAAGCCAGUGCCUGCCACCAAGCUCAGCACGCUAGCACGACCCUGCCCGGGGCCCUGCCACUGCAAGUACGACCUGCUGGUCUACUUCGAGAUCUGUGAGCUGGAGGCCAACGGCGAUUACAUUCCCGCAGUGGUGGACCACCGUGGCGGGAUGCCGUGCAUGGGGACCUUCCUGCUGCACCAGGGCAUCCAGAGACGGAUCACCGUGACGCUGCUGCACGAGACGGGCAGCCACAUCCGCUGGAAGGAAGUUCGAGAGCUGGUCGUGGGUCGGAUCCGAAACACUCCCGAAACCGAUGAGUCCCUGAUCGACCCGAACAUCUUGUCGCUCAACAUCCUCUCCUCCGAUUAUAUCCACCCGGCCCAGGACGACCGGCAGUUUCUUGAUUCGGACAUGCCUAGCGUUUCAUUCGGAAAUGACACUAGGACCUUCUACCAAUUCGAGGCUGCGUGGGACAGCUCCAUGCACAACUCUCUCCUGCUCAACCGGGUCACCCCGUACCGAGAGAAGAUCUACAUGACCCUCUCAGCUUACAUUGAGAUGGAGAACUGCACCCAGCCGGCCGUCAUCACCAAGGACUUCUGCAUGGUCUUCUACUCUCGGGACGCCAAGCUGCCCGCUUCCCGCUCCAUCCGCAACCUGUUUGGCAGCGGGAGCCUCCGGGCCUCGGAGAGUAACCGCGUGACGGGCGUGUACGAGCUCAGCCUGUGCCAUGUGGCCGACGCCGGCAGCCCAGGGAUGCAGCGGCGGCGGCGGCGCGUGCUGGAUACAUCCGUGGCCUAUGUGCGGGGCGAGGAGAACCUGGCGGGCUGGAGGCCGCGGAGCGACAGCCUCAUCCUGGACCACCAGUGGGAGCUGGAGAAGCUGAGUCUCCUGCAGGAGGUUGAGAAGACCAGACACUACCUUCUGCUGCGGGAGAAGCUGGAGACCACCCAGCGGCCCGGCCCCGAGGCGCCGUCCCCCGCCUCCAGCGAGGACUUGGGGUCCCACGGCUCCUCCAGCCCCUCGUCACCCCUCUCAGCCGAGAGCCGCCCGUCACCUCUGGAGACUCCCAAUGAGAGGCAGCGGGAGCUGGCUGUCAAGUGCUUACGCCUCCUCACGCACACGUUCAACCGAGAGUACACCCACAGCCACGUCUGCAUCAGUGCCAGCGAGAGCAAGCUCUCCGAGAUGUCUGUCACCCUGCUUCGGGACCCAUCCAUGUCCCCGCUGGGGGCGGCCACCCUCACCCCCUCCUCCACCUGCCCCUCUCUUGUCGAGGGGCGGUACGGAGCCGCUGAGCUGAGGACCCCCCAGCCCUGCUCCCGACCCGCCAGCCCAGAGCCUGAGCCUGUGCCAGAGGCAGAUUCCAAGAAGCUUCCCUCCCCUGCUCGGGCUGCGGAGGCCGAUAAGGAGCCCCAGCGCCUGCUGGUUCCCGACAUCCAGGAGAUCCGGGUCAGCCCCAUCGUGUCUAAGAAGGGCUACCUGCACUUCCUGGAGCCGCACACGGCCGGCUGGGCCAAGCGCUUCGUGGUGGUACGGCGGCCCUACGCCUACCUGUACAACAGCGACAAGGACUCCGUGGAGAGGUUCGUGCUCAACCUGUCCACCGCCCAGGUGGAGUACAGCGAGGACCAGCAGGCCAUGCUCAAGACGCCCAACACGUUCGCUGUGUGCACGGAGCACCGCGGCAUCCUGCUGCAAGCCAACAGCGACAAGGACAUGCACGACUGGCUGUACGCCUUCAACCCGCUCCUGGCCGGGACCAUACGGUCCAAGCUCUCCAGAAGGCGGUCUGCCCAGAUGAGGGUGUGAGCCGGAGCCCUCCCGCCACAGCCAGCAGGCCGGCCCCCCCCCAGCCCUCAUCACCACCCGUCAUGUCACGCGCCCAGCCUGCCCCCACCAGCCAGCCAGCGAGUCCCCUCUUGGGGGACAACGCGCCGGGCCCCGCGAGCGCCACCUCUGGCCUGGGGACCUGCGCCACACGACCUGUCCUGCUCCCAGCAGAGGCUGCGUCUGUUCUUUAUUCUUUCUGAGCGAGCCCUGGGUGGGAAGAGCUGGGAGGUGCUGGGAAGGCCAGAGGGCACAAGUCACAGGGGCAUCGCUGCCGUUCUAAUAUUUUUUUAAGCAUAGACAGACUUAUAAUUAAUAUACAUUAGUCCGUGACACUGGAACAGUCCCCCCAGAAAUUAACUCUAAGACUGUGUUCUAUUUAUAAGUAUUUAUUUCUAAUGCCUUCACCUAGACCUGUAGGAUUCUGAUGGACCCUGUCCCUUGCUUGAUCCCAUUCACAUCCCCCAAGGCUCGUAGGGACGACCACGGCGAAGGCCGGGCACCUCCUGGUUGGCACCACGGGGGCUGCACGGGGGCAGGCCCUCAUCCCGGGGUGUGCGUGUGUGAGCGUCAGGGGACCCGGUGCCCGGAGUCCGAGCCGCACGCGUGCAAUCUGCAAGCCCCCCCUCACGGCGGCCACUGAGCCGGGCAGUGCGGCAGCUUCUCCGUGGAAGCGUAUGCAGCCGGGGGAGGCCAGGCGGACGGGCUCCGGGGCCGGGGGGCUCUCCCGGCGGGGCCGGCAGGGUGCAGGCGGCUGGGGUUAGAGGUGGUCCAGGCGGCGAGGGCUUGUGGAGCGGCUUCUCCAGCUGCUGCGAGAAAUGGGGUGAGCUCAGGGUGGUUGCUGGGGAGAAAGCGCGGGACUUCCCACCUCCGCCCCAAGAGAAGAGUUUCCGGGGGGCCCAGUGAGAAGAUUCCAGGGGUCGGAUGAGGGCCGCCGGCGGUGGGGUCGUGGUCGGCAGGGAGGCCUUCCCGUCCUGCAGCGAGGGUGUCGCCUUGUGCCGUUCCUUACAACGUCCACUCUGUUCUCUCUGCAGACUCCAGGCCUAAGGGCCAGCCCAGGAUCCGCCCCAGGCCCGGGCCCGAGACCCGUCGGAGAAGCCACGGGGCCUGGGGGGGACCAGGGCCUGUUCCACACCCAGGGGCACACGUGGGCUCAUUUCUCAGUCAAGGGUACACAGCAAGCAAACCCCAAACCCCUGCACCCCCCUCCCCGCCCCGGCCCACCGAGAGCGGAUUUCAGAGUCCGGGCGUGCCAGGCCCAGGUUCCGGGGCCUUCCGCGGGCUUUGCCAGACCUGCAGGGCGCCACUCGCUGACCCUCACCUUCCCCUCAGUUUGGAUUGCCCCGUCCCACCCCAGCCAAUGGUCCCACUCCCCACCCCCAGCCCGAGCUGUCCCCCACGGCACCGACGCAACAUGUGGACCUUGUCCCGAUUCUACGCAUGAGGCCAGAAGCACGUGUUUCCUCCAGAGGCUGAGGGCUCGGCUCCCACACUGGGCGAGGAGGUUCCGGUUUGGGGCUGACCGUGGGGGGCCUCCUAGAGGCCCCUUUAGCUCCGCCUCGGACAUGGGGCCAGGCUGAUGGGCUCGCCAGUCCGAGCAGCCCCGGCAGCGGUGUCUGGGCCCACCAGCCGCACCCGGCGGGGCGCUAGACGGAGCGUGCCUUCCCCACACCUGGCCUUGGGCAGCACGUCCGCGGCCACUAGAGCCACGGAAGGCCCCGCGGGGGCAGUAGCUCCAUCACUAAGAACCACGUCGUGGGAAGCCACAUCCGCGAAGCGCAGGCCUCGGUGGCUUCCGUGGAGACCCUCACGUCCCGGGCUGACCCAGAAACCGGACGUCCCUAGGCCGAGACCGGAGAGCAGGGGUGCGGCUCUGCCCACACCAAGCACUACGCUGGCUUCUCUGAUGGGCUGGAGGGCAGGGAGGAGGAGCAGGAGGGAGGGAGUGUGCCAAGAUGAUGUGGUUCCCAGGAGCCCCCGCCCGCCGCAGGGAGACCGGGGUGCGGGCCCACCCAGGCCGCAGCCCACUCAGGCCAGCCAGCCUGCAGCCGGGGCCUCGGAGGGUCUAGGCCCUCGCACCCGGGGCGCAGGUGUCUGAGGCCAGCCAACCUGCAGGGCACCUGCCUCGUGGGGCGGGCGAAGGAAGAGGGCCCACCGAGGGUUCCUGGGAACCACCCUGACUUCGGGAGCCUCCACGGCCAUGGAGGUGCGCCGGCGACUGCGUCAUUUUGGCCUGGGGCCGCUUGGCAGUUGACCAGGAGCCAGGUGUGGGCCACACGGACGCCCGGCCCCGUCGUCACCACCAGACCCUCGGAGCUCCUGGGGAGAGAACUCAGAGUCCGGAAACCUGGUCUCCUCACGUCCGCCCUGCCGGAAGCCACCCGCGUGUCACGUUAGUGGGGACGGGCGUUUAACAAACCGGGACGCGGUCACGUGUGUGACCCGGGGGCCCCCGAGGGGCUGCCUGUCGUGCGGUGCAGAGAGGAAAGUCGGACCUGGCUAUUUCCCACUGCCUUGGGGGAUCGGGGGGGGGGUCCAGAAAGCCACCUCGGGGAGGUUUUUUGUUUUAGCGCCUGAUGCCGCUCGUUUCGGUUUAAGGGACAGCCGUCCUCGCCCGGUGGGGGUGAGCUGCUGCUGCAGGCCCAGGAAGGGGUGCGGGGCUCCGAGGCUCCAGGCUGGUGCCCGGGGCGAGGGUUGAGGUGCCCCUACCUUCCAAGGCCGCCCCGUUCUGAGUCCACUCCCACGGUGCCCAUGUUUCCGUCGCACACACACGCACACGCACAUACACACACACACCCCGGGGUGGCUGCGGCGAGGUGCCCUCCCCCUCAGUCCUGGUCCCGACUCCGCGCCUGUGGGCGGGGGUGGCGAGGGCCCCCAAAUGUCGCAGGUGUACGGGUGCGAGCGGGGGCGCGGUGCCGGCCCCCGUCAGCUCCCUCCAGUGUGGGACCCCGGAAGGCGCCCUCCUUUCCCCCGGGUCCAGGGCAAGCAUUCCCCCGGGGAUCAGCGGAGGCUGUGGCUUCUCCCAGGGCCUGUGCUUCGUGCAGCUAGCCGUCCCGAGCUCCUCCGUGGCUUGUACAUAUGUGGUUGUGUGGCACCCCCGGCCCCUGCACCGUAACCGCCAUCCUGACGUAACGACUAGUUCCCUGACGUCCUAAACCUGAGUGUUAGGCUCUAGGCUCCUGUACUGUGUGUGCACUAAGAUCCUGUCCAGUUAAGAAAUAAAUGUGGCUCCUUAUGCAGCACCAGA
Molecule: messenger RNA, 8928 nt
Organism: Nyctereutes procyonoides (raccoon dog)
Lineage: Eukaryota; Metazoa; Chordata; Mammalia; Carnivora; Canidae
Gene: KIF1A
Product: kinesin family member 1A
Exons: 51
Coding region: 165-5660 (1831 amino acids)
Biological process (GO): microtubule-based movement
Molecular function (GO): microtubule motor activity; ATP binding; microtubule binding
Source: RefSeq, a predicted model, not a curated record